Melanotaenia boesemani (Boeseman's rainbowfish) is the source of this 1400-nucleotide messenger RNA. RefSeq names its product ER membrane protein complex subunit 2 (gene emc2). The transcript is spliced from 11 exons. Gene Ontology annotation, molecular function: protein binding. NCBI's taxonomy places the organism in Eukaryota, Metazoa, Chordata, Actinopteri, Atheriniformes, Melanotaeniidae. The record is from RefSeq and is a predicted model, not a curated record. Gene Ontology annotation, biological process: protein folding in endoplasmic reticulum. Bases 7 to 921 code for a protein of 304 amino acids. Gene Ontology annotation, cellular component: EMC complex.
UCGCGUAUGUUGUCAUAUGAAAAAAAGAUGGCGUCUGUAUCAGAAAUGUAUGACGUGGGAUGGGAAGAGAUGAGAGACAAGCUGCGUAAAUGGAGAGAGGACAACAGCAGAAAUAGUGAACAAAUAGUGGAUGUUGGUGAAGAGCUCAUCAGUGAGCAUGCAUCCAAACUUGGAGAUGACAUUUGGAUUAUUUAUGAGCAGGUGAUGAUCGCAGCGCUGGACUGCAGUCGGGAUGACCUGGCUUUGACCUGUCUACAGGAACUGAGGAAGCAGUUUCCAGAUAGCCACAGAGUGAAGCGAUUAACGGGCAUGAGGCUGGAAGCUCUGGAAAGGUACGACGAGGCCAACAAACACUAUGAUGCUAUCCUUCAGGAUGACCCCACCAAUACGGCAGCAAGGAAGCGCAAGAUCUCUAUACUGAAGGCCCAGGGGAAGAGCACUGAAGCCAUACGGGAGCUCAACGAGUAUCUGGAGCAGUUUGUUGGGGACCAAGAAGCAUGGCAUGAGUUAUCAGAGCUCUACAUCAACGAACAUGACUAUGGAAAAGCCGCGUUUUGUCUGGAGGAGCUGAUGAUGACCAACCCUCACAAUCACUUGUACUGUGAGCAGUACGCUGAGGUGAAGUACACUCAAGGGGGGCUGGAAAACCUGGAGCUGGCCAGAAAGUAUUUUGCCCAGGCGCUGCGGCUAAACAACCGAAACAUGAGGGCGUUGUUUGGACUCUAUAUGUCUGCAAGUCACAUCGCUGCCAGCCCUAAAGUCAGUGCCAAGGUGAAGAAGGAUAAUAUGAAGUAUGCGGCCUGGGCUGCCACUCAAAUAAAUAGAGCCUAUAAGCUGGCUGGUCGUGGGAACAAAGAGAACAAGUGCUCCAUGAAGGCCGUGGAGGAGAUGUUGGAGUCCAUGCAGAUCACCAUGUCUUAGAUGCACUUGGCCACAUUUUCUUCUUUUCUGUUGCAGCAACGCGGCAGCUCAAACAGCCUUGAAAUUUGACCAGAGGUGGCUGUCUGUGCCCCCCCUACACAGUUUUUAAUUUUAUUCUUUAUUAUUGUUUUUUUUUAACAUCCUUUCUAGUUUUGUCCUGGAUUUUUAAAAAAAAUAAUUUCACAUAUAUUGAAGUUGUGUAACCCUCCUGAAGGGAUGGUGCAGGAAUGUAGUAAAAAACAAGCUCCGGCUGUGAUUCUGUUCAAAGCUACACCAUCUUCACCUCAUCCUACGUCUUUCCAGGUUUGGCCUGAGUUGGUGCGUCUUACUGUCACAUCCACAUUAACGCUGACGCCACGAGACCAGGAAAGUUAUCAGACUGUACAGUAAAUGUUAUUUAUCUCACCUGUUUGCACUGACAUCGUCUCCUGUUUGCUUACUAUCUGUACAUGAAACUAAUAAAUUUUUUUCAAACCCGA